Messenger RNA from Aspergillus ruber CBS 135680, 507 nucleotides. RefSeq lists its product as uncharacterized. The record is from RefSeq and is a predicted model, not a curated record. The coding region runs from base 198 to 461 and encodes 87 amino acids. The transcript has a single exon. NCBI's taxonomy places the organism in Eukaryota, Fungi, Ascomycota, Eurotiomycetes, Eurotiales, Aspergillaceae.
CGAAAAAUAUACGAAUUAAUAGAACAAAAAGGGGAUAUGUACGCCGGACCAGGCUUGAUGUGAGAUGUCACAGGCUCCGAGAAUAUGUAAGGUUGCUGCUGCAAUGCCAAAGUUGGCUCUGUCGAUGUGCCGGCCUUGAGGACAGCUUAUGACGAUUUUAGUAGAAUAAAGACGGUCAUCUCUGACUGAUUGUGAUAAUGAGAGAGGAGAGAGGUGAGAGUGAUAGCGAUACGAGUGUCACGGAACAGUUGGACAAAACUCAACUAGAUGAUGUCAUCCACGUCGAUAGCAAUCAAAAUAGUAAAGGAGGACUAGGGAAUUGCACUCCAGGAUAUAGUGAUCUAGAUAUUUUCAAGAAAUGUCAAAUUGAAAGGUGUUGUUGCCAGAAUCUCACGAUGAUUGUUUAUUUUCUCGUAUCUUGGUGGAUUGGUUUGAUUUGUUUGCAUUGGGACUCUUCUUGACAGCCUCAUAUAACGACCAAUAAGGAGCAGAUUCUAUAGCACGGAC